Molecule: messenger RNA, 1813 nt
Organism: Nanorana parkeri
Lineage: Eukaryota; Metazoa; Chordata; Amphibia; Anura; Dicroglossidae
Gene: METAP2
Product: methionyl aminopeptidase 2
Exons: 11
Coding region: 35-1477 (480 amino acids)
Biological process (GO): proteolysis
Molecular function (GO): metalloaminopeptidase activity
Source: RefSeq, a predicted model, not a curated record
UGGUGGCUCGCUGCCUUCCCCUCUCUCUGGUAAGAUGGCGGGCGUUGAGGUGCAACGAGAGAGCCCCAGGGUGGAAGAGGAAGACGGUGAGCGCCAUGUGAACGGGGAGCUGGAGGAGGACGAGCUGACGGCUGUAGGGGACAGUGCGGCGGGGAAGAAGAAGAGGAAGAAAAAGAAGAAGACCAAAGCGGGACAAGAACCUGAAAAAGGAGGAGAAGCCGCAGCCCAGAUUUUAGAUGAUGUGACAAAACAACUAGAGAAACAAGCACUUGAAAACAAAGAUAAGGAUGAUGAGGAAGAAGAUGGUGAUGGUAAAGGUGAUGGAGCAGCAGGGAAGAAGAAGAAGAAGAAGAAGAAGAAAGGGGCCAAAUCUCAAACAGAUCCACCUUCUGUUCCUAUUUGUGAACUGUUUCCAAGUGGAGCUUUCCCAAAAGGACAGGAGUGCGAGUAUCCAGCAUCCCAGGAUGGGCGUUCUGCUGCUUGGAGGACAACCAGUGAAGAGAAGAAAGCUUUGGACCAGGCCAGUGAGGAAAUAUGGCUUGAUUUUAGACAAGCUGCUGAAGCUCAUAGACAAGUGAGAAAGUAUGUUACGAGCUGGCUAAAGCCAGGAAUGACCAUGAUUGAAAUCUGUGAAAAACUUGAGGACUGCUCUCGCAAGCUUAUUAAAGAAAAUGGACUGUAUGCCGGUCUUGCUUUUCCUACAGGCUGUUCCUUAAAUAACUGUGCAGCCCACUACACUCCUAAUGCUGGAGAUCCCACAGUGUUACAGUAUGAUGAUGUUUGCAAGAUUGAUUUUGGAACGCACAUCAAUGGUCGUAUAAUUGACUGUGCUUUCACAGUCACAUUCAAUCCAAAGUAUGACAAGUUGCUGGAAGCUGUCAAAGAUGCAACAAACACUGGAAUUCGGUGCUCUGGUGUUGAUGUCCGCCUUUGCGAUGUUGGUGAAGCAAUCCAGGAGGUUAUGGAAUCGUAUGAGGUUGAAAUUGAUGGCAAAACAUAUCAAGUGAAACCCAUUCGGAAUCUGAAUGGUCAUUCUAUUGGACCAUAUAGAAUACAUGGUGGUAAAACUGUGCCCAUCGUGAAAGGAGGUGAAGCGACACGUAUGGAGGAGGGUGAAGUGUACGCAAUCGAGACUUUUGGUAGCACUGGGAAAGGAGUGGUUCAUGAUGACAUGGAAUGCUCUCACUACAUGAAAAACUUUGAUGUUGGGCAUGUGCCAAUUAGACUUCCAAGAGCAAAACACUUGUUAAAUGUCGUCAAUGAGAACUUCGGCACUCUUGCUUUCUGUCGUCGGUGGCUGGAUCGACUUGGAGAGAGCAAAUACCUAAUGGCUCUAAAGAACCUGUGUGAUUUGGGUAUCGUGGACCCAUACCCGCCUCUCUGUGACAUCAAAGGCUCCUACACAGCACAAUUUGAACAUACCAUUCUGUUGCGCCCAACCUGCAAGGAAGUUGUGAGCAGAGGAGAUGACUAUUAAAGCUGAUGUUGAACUUGAUGCUGCCUGUCUUUAAAUACUGCUUCUAUGGAAGCAUAUUGUAAGAGGAAUUUGGAAAAGUGAUGUCCUAAUUAGGACACCAGAAAUUGGAAUAAAUGUGGAUUAAAGGCAUAGCUUUACUAACAUUGGGCAAGGCUGACUUUCAGACCUAUUUCUUCAGGGGAAUGUUAAUUAUGCUAAAUUUUAUGUUUCAAAUAUUUUGCCUUCGAAAUGCUUUUGAAAUGUUUAUAUUCAGAUAUAUUGGCACAAGUUUCUUAAACUUGUUUCUGUGGAUACUAGCAUUGCAUUUUAACUCCCUGGAAACAUCUUUUUUUUUUU